Hevea brasiliensis (rubber tree) is the source of this 1652-nucleotide messenger RNA. Its product is annotated as GTP 3',8-cyclase, mitochondrial. Gene Ontology annotation, molecular function: GTP 3',8'-cyclase activity; metal ion binding; 4 iron, 4 sulfur cluster binding. The record is from RefSeq and is a predicted model, not a curated record. The transcript has 6 exons. Bases 416 to 1396 code for a protein of 326 amino acids. Gene Ontology annotation, biological process: Mo-molybdopterin cofactor biosynthetic process. NCBI's taxonomy places the organism in Eukaryota, Viridiplantae, Streptophyta, Magnoliopsida, Malpighiales, Euphorbiaceae.
CUAGUCUAAUUACGUUUAUCUAUAUAAAAAAGAAACAAAAAAAAAAACUUCGUUUUGAACAACAAAUCCUCAAUUCUAUCUAGUAUCUUGGCAUUCACUGUGUUUAGUGAAGUUAUCAGUAUAAGUGGAGAAGUAUUUAGGUUGAUAAAUGAUGAGAUGUCGAGUGAUCAUUGUUUUUAUUACUUGUUAUCAACAAAUGUCUUAAGGAUCUGUUUAGAAUUUAAAGGUGGAUGCAGAACCCUUGUUUUCGCUUUAUGUGCUAUAGGUUGAUUGUGAAGUUGGAUCCUAUUAUGCAUCAGGAUACAAAUGUCAUGGUUUAAUUGGUGGUCAUCUACAUGGAUUACUGCCAAGAGCAUAUGCAACUGCUUUUGCUAAGUUGUCAGAAGACCCGCGGCAUGCUAAUUCUGUAUCUGAUAUGUUAAUUGAUUCUUUUGGAAGGAUGCACACUUACUUGAGGAUCUCCUUGACUGAACGUUGCAAUUUAAGGUGUCAGUACUGUAUGCCAGCUGAGGGUGUGGAGCUUACUCCUAACCCUAAAUUACUGUCACAGAACGAGAUUGUUCAUUUGGCAAAUCUCUUUGUCAGUUCAGGAGUGGAUAAAAUUCGUUUGACUGGUGGUGAGCCAACAGUUAGGAAGGAUAUUGAAGAGAUAUGCUUACGGCUAUCUAAAUUGAAAGGACUCAAGACGUUGGCCAUGACUACCAAUGGAAUUGCUCUUGCAAGGAAACUUCCAAGGCUGAAAGAAUGUGGGCUUACUUCUAUAAAUAUCAGCUUGGAUACAUUGGUCCCAGCUAAAUUUGAAUUCAUGACCAGGCGUAAGGGGCAUGAAAAGGUCAUGGAGUCGAUUAAUGCUGCUAUAGACCGUGGGUACAACCCUGUAAAAGUGAAUUGUGUUGUAAUGCGUGGGUUCAAUGAUGAUGAGAUCUGUGAUUUUAUAGAGUUGACGCGUGACAAACCAAUUAAUAUUCGGUUCAUUGAGUUCAUGCCUUUUGAUGGAAAUGUCUGGAAUGUCAAGAAACUGGUUCCCUACUCAGAAAUGUUGGAUAUAGUGGGAAAGAAGUUUACAGAACUAAAGAGACUUCAGGAUCACCUAACAGAUACAGCUAAGAACUUCAAGAUAGAUGGGCAUCUUGGUACUGUUUCUUUCAUCACAUCAAUGACUGAGCAUUUUUGUGCUGGUUGCAAUAGAUUGCGACUUUUAGCCGAUGGAAACUUUAAAGUAUGCCUCUUUGGUCCUUCAGAGGUUAGCUUAAGAGAUCCCCUUCGACGUGGUGCUGAUGAACUUGAGCUUAAGGAAAUAAUUGGAGCAGCGGUCAAGAGGAAGAAAGCUUCACAUGCUGGAAUGUUUGACAUUGCAAAAACAGCAAAUAGACCUAUGAUACAUAUUGGUGGCUAAGACCUGGUACACCCCCAGACACCUCUGUAACUGUAUUAUAUGUUUGGAAUUUGAAGAUCUGCUUCAGUGUGUUCUCUUUUACUAAUUUAUUCUUUUGUUAGAUAUUCUUUACGUUAUCAAUUUGACACUUUUUUCUACGCUACCCCUUUCUCAAAGAAUAACCCUCGUGUCAUUUGGCUAAUUGUAAUUUUAUGGUGUUGUAUGUUUGAUUCUUAACCCAGAAGAGUCUAUGAAAUAUGUAAUUUGGCUUGACAAA